UGUAUAGAGAUAUUAUAGAUAUAGAGGGAGAAAGUGGGUGGUUUUUGUAUUCGUCGGUCCUAAUUUUAUACUAUAUAAUUCGUCCCAAAGAGAGAGAUAUAAGCUUUUCUCCGGAUCGAAACAGCUAGAGAGAGAAAAUCUAGAGAGAGAGAGAGAGUUGAGGAGUGGUAGCCUGGUAGGGUUGUUGUUUUGAGUAAAAUCGCUGUUGUGCAGAUCGAUCUAGAGAGAGAAACAAAGAGAUGAGAGAGAUCAUAAGCAUUCACAUAGGGCAAGCUGGUAUUCAGGUCGGGAAUUCGUGUUGGGAGCUCUAUUGUCUCGAACAUGGAAUUCAUCCCGAUGGCAUGAUGCCUAGUGACAACACUGUGGGUGUUGCACAUGAUGCUUUUAAUACCUUCUUUAGUGAGACCGGUGCGGGCAAGCAUGUACCUAGAGCUAUAUUUGUUGACCUGGAACCAACCGUCAUUGAUGAAGUCAGGACAGGGACUUACCGCCAGCUUUUCCAUCCUGAACAGCUUAUUUCUGGAAAGGAAGAUGCUGCCAAUAAUUUUGCAAGAGGACACUAUACAGUGGGGAAGGAGAUUGUUGAUCUAUGUCUCGAUCGAGUGCGUAAGUUAGCUGACAACUGCACUGGAUUGCAAGGGUUUUUAGUUUUCAAUGCUGUUGGUGGUGGUACUGGUUCUGGUUUGGGGUCCUUGUUGUUGGAACGCUUGUCUGUGGACUAUGGAAAGAAGUCAAAGCUUGGAUUCACCAUUUACCCUUCUCCUCAGGUUUCAACUGCAGUUGUGGAGCCUUAUAACAGUGUUCUUUCUACGCAUUCCCUCCUUGAGCACACAGAUGUGGCGGUGCUCUUGGACAAUGAAGCCAUUUAUGAGAUCUGCCGCAGAUCCCUAGACAUUGAGAGGCCAACUUACACCAAUCUGAACCGAUUAAUUUCUCAAAUCAUAUCAUCCUUGACCACUUCCUUAAGGUUUGAUGGAGCCAUUAAUGUGGACGUUACUGAGUUCCAGACUAACCUUGUUCCAUAUCCACGUAUCCAUUUUAUGCUUUCCUCUUAUGCCCCUGUUAUCUCAGCCGAGAAAGCAUAUCAUGAACAGCUAUCAGUUCCUGAGAUCACAAAUGCUGUGUUUGAGCCCUCGAGCAUGAUGGCAAAAUGUGAUCCAAGGCACGGGAAAUAUAUGGCCUGCUGCUUGAUGUACCGUGGAGAUGUUGUUCCCAAGGAUGUUAAUGCUGCUGUCGCCACUAUCAAGACCAAACGGACUGUUCAGUUCGUUGACUGGUGCCCGACUGGCUUCAAAUGCGGUAUCAACUACCAGCCUCCAACAGUGGUACCCGGGGGUGAUCUUGCCCGAGUGCAGCGCGCUGUGUGCAUGAUCAGCAACAACACAGCAGUGGCAGAGGUGUUCUCACGCAUUGAUCACAAGUUCGAUCUCAUGUAUGCGAAGAGGGCAUUUGUUCACUGGUACGUUGGCGAAGGCAUGGAAGAAGGGGAGUUCUCUGAGGCCCGUGAAGAUUUAGCUGCUCUCGAGAAAGAUUACGAGGAAGUUGGUGCUGAAGGCGUGGAUGACGAAGAAGAGGGCGAAGAUUACUGAGGUAAUUCUGCUAGUCAUUUUGUCUGGGAAUGGUUUGGUAAACAUCCGAGGAGGGUUUUGCUCCUCACCCUUUCACACUCUUGUCUAUGUAAUGUUCUAUUUCUUUUCUUGUCCGUGUUAAGAAAUUUGUUAAAAUUGCCUCUUGUUCUGUGUUGUGGUUGAAAAAAUGUUUGUGGUAUGAAAGAAGCUUGAUACCUUUUUCUUUCCUUGGGGUGAUCGACCUCCAUCAUCAUCAUCCCUAUUAAAUCAAUUUCCUGCACUUAAUUCGUUUUA
Molecule: messenger RNA, 1862 nt
Organism: Cornus florida
Lineage: Eukaryota; Viridiplantae; Streptophyta; Magnoliopsida; Cornales; Cornaceae
Product: tubulin alpha-5 chain
Exons: 5
Coding region: 240-1589 (449 amino acids)
Biological process (GO): microtubule cytoskeleton organization; mitotic cell cycle
Cellular component (GO): microtubule; cytoplasm
Molecular function (GO): structural constituent of cytoskeleton; GTP binding
Source: RefSeq, a predicted model, not a curated record